AUGCCAGGUCCAGACUUAAAGGCCGGACUUCAGGGCCGUAUGGAAACGGUGGUGAGCGAAGCCAACGUCGCGCCCCACGUACCCAAAUUCAGUACCCCCUCGAUGAUUCAGCUGAUGGAACAGGCCUCGAUGGACAGUGUGGUGGCCCACCUGUUGCCCGGGGAGACCACUGUAGGGUUUGAAGUGAACGUGCGGCAUCUGGCUCCGGCCGACAUAGGUGAUACCAUCGUUGCCAGCGCCCAGCUUACCGAGGUUGAUCGCAACCGGCUCACGUUCAGAGUUGAGGCGCACCACGGGGACCGGAAGAUUGGUGAGGGCACCCACCGGCGGGCCGUCAUACAGACGCCAACCUGA
This is a messenger RNA of Geodia barretti, 354 nucleotides long. The record is from the annotation of a GenBank genome assembly. Lineage: Eukaryota; Metazoa; Porifera; Demospongiae; Tetractinellida; Geodiidae.